UUCUUGCUCGUGUUGUUCUUGGUUGCUAACUGACAAAACAUCAAAAGAUUUACUUGAAAAACGACCUCAAUUUACCUCAGAAAACCAUUAAAAAUGACUUCGCAAURCAGAGUAGCUGAUUCUAAAAGAGAAGAGUUCAGAAAAUACUUGGAAAAGGCGGGAGUUCUCGAUGCUUUAACGAAAGUUCUAGUGAACCUUUACGAAGAACCAGAAAAACCUGUCAAUGCUUUGGAUUUUCUUCAAAUGCACCUCCAUGGAGGAGGACCGGAGACCGCAGAUGUCGAGGCAUUAAAACUAGAGGUAUCAGAACUGAAACAGAUGGUGGAACAACUAACGUCAGAAAAUGCUGAGCUCAAGCAAAAGCUCUCAACUUAUGAAUCUCAAACUGAACAGGAAGCUGAAAGUUGAAGCAUAUUUCCCUUCAAAAUGGAAAAGAUUUCAUCCACUUCCUGAGUACUUGUAUUAUUUUGUAUAAAAUGUUAUCCAACUAUGCGUAAUGUCAUUAUCUAGCUGGCUUGGUAAUAAAACCUUAUUAUUGAACAAUUACAAAA
Actinia tenebrosa (Australian red waratah sea anemone) is the source of this 551-nucleotide messenger RNA. RefSeq names its product c-Myc-binding protein. Gene Ontology annotation, molecular function: transcription coactivator activity. The record is from RefSeq and is a predicted model, not a curated record. Gene Ontology annotation, cellular component: nucleus. Gene Ontology annotation, biological process: regulation of DNA-templated transcription. Lineage: Eukaryota; Metazoa; Cnidaria; Anthozoa; Actiniaria; Actiniidae.